Mus pahari (shrew mouse) is the source of this 246-nucleotide messenger RNA. RefSeq names its product keratin-associated protein 16-3-like. The record is from RefSeq and is a predicted model, not a curated record. The coding region runs from base 1 to 246 and encodes 81 amino acids. NCBI's taxonomy places the organism in Eukaryota, Metazoa, Chordata, Mammalia, Rodentia, Muridae. The transcript has a single exon.
AUGAGCUACUACAGCGGCUACUACGGAGGCCUGGGCUAUGGCUAUGGUGGCUUUGGCGGCCUGGGCUGUGGCUUUGGCUCUGGAUGUAACAGCAUCCGCAGACUGGGCUACGGUUGUGGCUAUGGAGGCUUUGGAUAUGGCUCUGGCUGUGGAAGCUACGGAUACGGCUCUGGCUACGGAGGCUACGGAUAUGGCUGCUGCCGCCCUUCCUGCUGUGGAGGAUAUGGGUUCUCCAGCUUCUAUUGA